CUUUUAAACCCACUCAGGCUAUAUGUAAGCACAAAGGCUGUGUAACGUUACACGGCCUCGUCUUUUUUAACAAUGUACCCCUCCUGGGGAAAUUUUGGUGGACCCCAGUCGCAAAACCAUGGAGGGUCUGGGCCCCGCAAGCCGCCCGGUGGCGGCCACGCCGGCCCGGCCGCGGGGUUCGGCGGCUUCGAGGCCCCAUCCAGCGGCUCGUUGUUCUCCAGCCUGCAGGAGCAACACCUCCAGCAGAUGCAGCAGCUGCAGAUGCUGCAUCAGAAGCAGCUCCAGUCUGUGUUACACCACGGCAACGCUGCUAAUGCGUACGGUGGACACUCAGGUGGGCAUCCAGGGACUUCGUGGUACCCAGAAGGAGCAGGACAUUCAGAUAACAUUGUUGGAGCUCAAUCGUACUUUAAACAAGACGAGACUCCCGGUCAGUCGACGAGAGGUCCCCCUGCUCCUCAGCAGGUUCAUACACAGCCUCCUCCUCCUCCUCCACCGCAACCCAAGGAGUCCCAACCGGUUCCUCCACCUCCGGAGCCCCCGUCAGUGAAGCCACCGGAGAACAGCGGUGCUCCCGAAGAGGCCAACAAGAAACAUCCAUCCACGACAGAACCUCUGCAGGAGCAACAGCAACUUUGGUACAAACAGCAUCUUCAGAAUCUACAGAAGUUAAAGCAAGAGAGAGCCAAACAAAAUCAGAAAGAGGGUGAUGGUCCUGUGCCGCCAUCAACCCCGGGCCGAGCAGUUCCCCCUCCUCCUCCAUCAGAACCACCAACAGGCAUACCUCCUCCACCUAUUCCAAAAGAUGAGCCCCCAGUACCACCUCCACCUCCUGAGGAGCCCAAUGUCCCACAAGAUCCAGAGGAGGCUGCUCGCCUCCAACAGUUACAGGCUGCAGCAGCACAGUGGCAACAGGUGCAGCAGCAAAAAGCAGGCUUACAAUACCAGACUCUCAUGCAACAGCACGAAAAGCUGCAGCAGGUCCUGGAACAAUACCAACAGCUGAUUCAGCAACCUGCAAACCUACAGUCAAUGUCUGCUGAAAUGCAGCUGAGGCACUAUGAAAUGCAACAGCAGAAGUUCGCCCCUUUAUUCCAAGACUGGGGUCACUCCUUUGUCCUGUGGCAAGAACAGUUCCAGACCUAUCACCACAAAGACCAACUGAGGGACUAUGAGCACCAAUGGAAGCAAUGGCAGGAGCAGAUGAAUGCUACCAAUGCCCACCUUCAAGAAAGGGUGGCCACUCUCACUGCCAUGGUACCAUUUGCUUCAAGCCAGUACAACAGUGGGAUGAUAGGACAGUAUGGCCAGUACCCGGGACAAGACAUGCAAAUGCAGCAGCAGUCAGUUAAACCAGGUAUGCAGCAUUCUCCUGUGGCUGCUGGUCCCAGAUCUCAAGGUCCUCGGCCCACUGGCUUUGGGCCUAAUUCAGAACCUGCUGGACCCCCUGUGAGAGGAGGUGGUCCUGCUGGCAUAGUCAGACCCCCAGGCCCCCCCACCAUUCAGCCACCAAGCUUCAACAGCAUUAGAGGUCCACGUGGAAACAACCCCAGAUUUGACCAGGCACAGCAAUGUUUUGAUGGUCCUCCAAGAUUUGACCAGCCACAGCAGCGCUUUGAUGCCCCCCGGAGGUUCAACCAACCACAGCAACGCUUUGAUGGUCCAACAAGGUUCAACCAACCACAGCAGCGCUUCGAUGCCCCCCCUCGAUUUGACCAACCAAGGCAGCGCUUUGAUGGCCCCCCCAGAUUUGACCAACCUCAGCAACGCUUUGAUGGUCCCCCCAGAUUUGACCAACCUCAGUUUGGGCAGCAGCCUAGGUUUGAACAACCCCCAAGGCACCCUGGCCCACUGCCUCAUUUUGAACGCCUACCUGUGCCUCAGCAAAUACAACAGCAAGAUCCCCAACCUAAGGCAGAACCAGCUACAAAACAACCUGCCGGUAUUGAUUCUAAGACUCCUAUAAAAUCAGCUGGGCAACCCCAGUCUGAAAAAGAAAAAAGUGAAUCAGAACCAGAUAAGAAGAUCAAUGCUGAAGACAUGACAGAUGACGACAUGCAAGGAACUGAGGGUUUUUUUGUUCAAAAUGAUCCCAUUCCUCAGACAUUAGAAAAAAAAACAAAGCCUGAGGAAGCUGAUGACAAAAAUGCAUCUAACAACAGCGAAAAAUCCAAACCUGUUAACAGCAAGCCUGCCGUAACUGCUCCUUCUAUUGUAGUAUCAAACAAUACCGCUGCUCAAAAUUCCCUCAAACCAGAUGAACCCGUGACAGACAACAAAACUCCAGUGGUUCCAAAGCCCUCUGGAAUCCAAUUAGAGCAACAGGCGUCUGGCCAAAUGCAGCCACGGCCAGAUCCUCCAAGGCCUCCUCCUGGUAGGGGACGGGGACGGGGACGGGGACAGCCCCCAGUACCUGUCUCAGUGCAUGGACGAGGACGUGGGCAGAGGGGCCAUGGAGAGUUCGGGGGACCAAACACUGGACCGCUUGGGGAGAAGAUGGGAGAAAUGUCAUAUGACUACAUAACACCUGAAGCUGACUUUGGGAUGCCAGAGGAGCAAGACGAGUAUCAGGAAGAGUAUCACUGGCAAGAUUCUUCAUACGAGGAGUAUGGUGGGGAGUCAGAGAUACCCCCUGAGGAAAUGUGGAUGCCAGAGGAAGAUCACUUCCCAACAGAGGAAGAGUAUUAUGAAGAGCCACUCAGGGGACCCCCUGUGGGGAGAGGAGGGCCCCCAAUGAUGAGAGGAGGACCCCCCAUGGGCAGAGGAGGCCCACCAAUGGGCAGAGGAGGCCCACCAAUGGGCAGAGGAGGCCCACCAAUGGGCAGAGGGGGCCCACCAAUGGGCAGAGGUGGUCCACCUAUGGUUAGAGGGGGGCCACCUAUGGGUAGAGGUGGUCCACCUAUGGGUAGAGGUGGUCCACCUAUGGGUAGAGGAGGGCCACCUAUGGGAAGAGGAGGGCCACCUAUGGGAAGAGGAGGGCCACCCCCCAUGGGUAGAGGAGGGCCACCCCCCAUGGGUAGAGGAGGACCACCCCCCAUGGGAAGAGGAGGACCACCAAUGGGAAGAGGAGGGCCACCGAUGGAAAGAGGAGAGCCAAUGGACAGACACUGGGAAGAACCUGAGUCAGCGGAGUACUCAGAGGAAGGUGAACCUUACUGGGGAGAAAGGAGACCUCCCAUGAGAGGCAUGAGACCCCCGUUUCCACCUGGCCGGGGUCAUCCCCCACGUGGCCAUCCUGGUUUCAUGCACCAAGGACGAGGACGUCCCCCUCACCCAGCACAUGGGCCAGUGGGUCAUGAGCCGUUUGGUCAUGGAAUUGACACUGAUGAUACCGGAAUGGAUUCAAGGCCCCCCAUGUACCAUGGACAUGACCCUCAUAGCCAUCCAAUGCAUCCUGAUUUAGGACAAAGCAGACUUCGCAUGCCACCACCUCCUCACAAAAUGAUGGAUUCCAUGGAGGAGCCAUUGUACGAUGAAGGAAUAGAGAGAGAAUUGGGCUGGCAAUUGCCACAUGGCAGAGGCCGUCCUCUGCCGCCACAUGAGAUAAUGGAUUCAGGAGGAAUGAGGAGGAGGCCUUUGGGUCGAGGAAUGGCUAGAGGCAUGUGGCGGCCAGGUCCAACACAUGCGCAAUAUGAAGAGGGAUGUAAUGAGGCUUAUGUAGAAGAUUAUGGUCAUGGGAAAGAUGGGUAUCGCUGGCGGUCACCACACGACUAUCCUCCUGAUGACUAUCGGCAUGAGGCCAGAUGCUAUGAAUCUGAAUCAGACAGAGAUGCACUUCCUGAGAGGGACUAUCCCCCCAGCAUGCCACCACAGCCCCCCAGACAUAGCCAUUGGCAAGAGGAAAGAGAAAGAGGUCAACCAUAUCCUUAUGAUGAGCAUGGCAGGGGAAAAGGAGAACUUCGAAUAAGAGGUGGUCCCAGUGAUGAAACCCCUCACCGACAGGAUCAGCCACCAUACCCACCACCACCUUCAGAAUGGGAUAGGCCUUCAAGACUGCCUCCACCAUCAGAGAGAGGGUAUCCUGGUAAUUAUGAGGAUCGCAGAGCUCGCUAUGAAGAGCACAGGAAAGAAGUGGACAGACCUCCACCUUUACCUCCUGCUGCACCUGUCACUAACUUGCCAGAGAGAUCAGUUGAUCCAACACCACAAGGAACAAGCGGAGCAAAUGUUCUUGCUCUCUCCCAGCGUCAGCAUGAGAUCAUCUUGAAAGCUGCCCAAGAGCUUAAACUUAUAAGGGAAUUGCAGGAGGGGAAAACACCUGGCACUGAACCUCAGCCUCCACCGACUGACAUCCUGCCUGAUCUUCCUGCUGGUCUUCUUGGUUUGGAGAUCCCACCGGAAGUCAGGAAUGUUCUAAAGGGCAUGACUGCAGCUGCACAGACAACUGAGUCUGUGUCUUUGGAUACCAAGCCUGCUGCCACAGUUUACCAGUCAUCUCUGUCUGCUGUACCCACACCCACAGUGAUUCCAAAGACUGUGGAUUAUGGACAUGGGCAUGAGCCUGGAACCACCGUUGAGCGGAUCUCUUAUGGAGAGAGAAUUGUGUUGAGGCCUGACCCAGUGCCAUCAGACAGGGGCUAUGAAAAAGAACCUCUUGGUCCCAGAGAUCCGUACAGCAGAGACCCAUAUUAUGAAAGACGAUCAGGCCCUUACAUGGACCGCAGGGAGUACAGCCGAGAGAGGGAACUAUACAGAGAGAAGCUUCCACCGGAAUAUGAAAGAGAAAGAUUUGAGAGGGAGCGCUAUCCCCCAAGAGAGAGAGAUGACAGCACACAGUCCAUGGUUGAAGAAAGGCCGCCUUUACGCACAGGAUACAGGGAGAGAGAACGAGAUCUUCGAGAGAAGGAGCGAAGUGGCAGUCGUGAUCGAGAUGAACAUUACGGAAGGCCUGGAUUUGAUAGACCUCCAUACGAGCGCACUGGACUUGACCGCAGUGCACUUGACCGUUACAGCCAUAGCUCCUCACCUUACGCAGACAGAAGAAGUUAUCCAGAGGACCGAGGGCCUCCCACGGCACCACCCCUUCCACCUCCACCUCAGCCGCCGCCACGAGUCGAGAGGAAGCCGGAAAUCAAGAAUAUCGACGAUAUCCUCAAACCGCCUGGCAGAUUAUCUCGGCCUGAAAGGAUUGUCAUCAUUAUGAGAGGGCUUCCGGGAAGCGGCAAAAGCCAUGUUGCAAAGCUCAUACGGGAUAAGGAAGUCGAUUGUGGCGGUGCACCUCCAAGAGUUCUAGUUUUGGACGACUAUUUCAUGACAGAGGUCGAGAAGGUUCAAAAAGACCCAGAUACAGGAAGACGUGUCAAAUCCAAGGUUCUUGAGUACGAGUUUGAGCCAGAGAUGGAGGACACCUACCGGAGCAGCAUGCUUAAAACAUUCAAGAAAACUCUGGAUGACGGCUUUUUUCCCUUCAUCAUUUUAGACACUAUUAAUGACAGGGUUAAGCAUUUUGAUCAGUUCUGGAGCGCGGCCAAAACGAAAGGCUUUGAGGUGUACCUGGCUGAAAUGACUGCAGACACUCAGACUUGUGCAAAGAGAAAUGUCCAUGGGCGCACACUUAAGGAUAUAAUGAAGAUGUCCAACAACUGGGAGCCUUCGCCACGUCAUAUGGUGCGCUUGGAUGUCCGGUCCCUGCUUCAGGAUGCUGCCAUCGAGGAGGUUGAAAUGGAAGACUUCAAUCCUGAUGAUGAGCCCAAGGAACCCAAGGGAGAGGAGGAAGAAGAGGGUGACCUGGGCUACAUUCCAAAAAGCAAGUGGGAGAUGGACACAUCUGAGGCAAAACUCGACAAGUUGGACGGUCUAGGGAGCAGUGGGAAGAGGAAACGUGAAGACAUGGCAGGCCUGGAUCACUACCUUCAGCUGCCAGACGACUAUGCCACACGCAUGUCGGAACCAGGGAAGAAAAGGGUUCGAUGGGCUGAUCUUGAAGAGCAGAAGGAUGCAGAUCGAAAGCGCGCUAUCGGCUUUGUGGUUGGUCAAACGGACUGGGAGAAAAUAACGGAUGAGAGCGGCCAGCUGGCACAAAGAGCUCUCAACCGUACCAAGUAUUUCUAAGAAGAUAAUCUUGUACCCCUUUGUUUCCCCUCAUUGAAAGGUUUCCAGAAUGUGAAAACACUGCAGCUUACAUGAGAUUCAUCGAGGUGACACCACCAGUAGUUAUCAAAUUUUAGUUAUUUAAUUGAAAAGGAUACGGUAUUUGUUUUCUUCUUCUGUUUUAAGCAGGCACUCUGUUAAUGAUGUGCUCCUUCUGAUCAUGUAUCCUGUAUUCAGUCCUGUUUCCUGCUAUUUUAUACUUGAUGCUUUCUGUACUGUAUACCUGUAGCACUGUUUCUUGGAUACUUGAAAAAAGACAAUAAAAGUUUCACACAGUUGCCUACUUAAGGAGUCUUUCUUUAGUCGAUGCUUGCUUCUUGAGGAAACCCAGAGUGUAUUCGCUCAUUAAACAGUUGAAGCAGUGCUAGGAGUGAAUCAGUGUGGCUGAAGAGUGAUUGUUUACAUCUGCCUGACUUAGCUUGUUUAGCCCCCUGACAUUUUUUAGGAUGACAGCUUUCAGGUUUAUCACUGUAUCACUGUAAGUUAGGAGAAUGAAAGUAAGAGAGUAAAUGGUAACAUGAAAUUUAGUCUAAACUGUCCACUCACAUCUGUGUUGGCUCGGAGAGCAAAUUUCAGUGUAAAACUUCACUUAAAUGGUGUUUUUCUCCUUAUCUUAUUUGUCUCUUUCUGUCUUUCUUUCUUUCUUUCUGAUUAAAGUAAUUUUAAACAAUAGAUAAACAAUAAUAGUAGGUUUCCGAGCAUCAGAAGAUGGUGUGUAAUGGAAGUGCAUGAUUGGAGGACUGAAAACACUCACCUCACUAUGUCUAUAACCUGGAAUUUAACAGAACAAUUAGAUCAUUAUAGGAAAUACAGAAACGGUCCAGAUUCUGCAGUCCUGUAGCGCACAGGCUUGUCAAUCUUGCUGUUGUUUUUGCAUAUCUCUACAUUCAAAGUCAAAAUAUAAAAAUGUUGCCUGUGUGAUCACUAAUGCACAUUAUCACAGGCCACAUUUAAGCAUAAUAUUCAUGUCAAUGACAAAGAACAAUGCAAAUGAAAUGCUUUUAUUUUGGUUUCCCGUGUAUAAUAUCCCGUGUAUAGUAGAAUAUAUGUUGUUAAUAUAACAACAUGUCACUUUGAAACCAGCUGAGAACUGGCUGCAAAUCCAGCUGUCAACAAUCUGACAGUAGAGAAUGAUGGUGGGAGUACUUUGAUCAUUUUUAAAUAUAAGGUGGCACAAUACACUUUGCCUGUUUGACCCUUGUGCUUACUUAGAAUUCAAAAGAAAAUAUCAAGUGUAGUUAAGCUAAGUGCGGAUGUCUAUGUGCACACUGCGUAACAGUAUUCAUGUGAACCCCAUUCAGUCUCACUGAGUGUGAUCACCAUGGUUAAGAUAGGGCAAUGUAAGCAGAUGCUGCUUUUUGUUUGUUUGUUGUUUUAAUCAAUUUUACAUUUACAAACUUUGUACUUGUGAAGCAAAAGGUCCAGAAUUUUCAAACAUGAGAAAUUUCACAUCUGGAUGAUCAACUGAAGACAAAGCAAGGAUCAUCAAUUAUGACCGGACACUAAGAACCACUGAUGAAGACCAUGUCUGAUUUGGACGGCCAGCCACAGUUUAUCAUUGUAAAGAGGAUGGAUGGAUCUUAAUGGUAAGGAUGGAAGAGAGGCAGAAACACUAGUUACAUUUUUAAGCAGUGGGUGAGAUGACAGACAUAAUGUACUGAUUCAGUAAUUCUGGAAAUCAUGUAAUAUCCAUUUUAUAUAUCCUGUACAUACAUACAAAGUGGCAAUAAUGAGCUCUGCUGAAUAUUAAAUGUUUCAUCUAAUGUCGUGUGGACUUCAUUUGUGUUUAUUAAAGAAAAAUGCUUCUCAAAAAACAGAUAAUGUGUUCUGUGUUGCACUUUGUGACUUGAAGACAUUUCACCAAUAAAACUUUUACAAGCAUACAAAAUAUGUAUUAUUGCUAUAAAAUAUAGCAAAAUACAUAUUAUGUCAAACUGCCUUAUGUGUAGAG
Messenger RNA from Chelmon rostratus (copperband butterflyfish), 8041 nucleotides. RefSeq names its product YLP motif-containing protein 1-like. The transcript has 22 exons. Lineage: Eukaryota; Metazoa; Chordata; Actinopteri; Chaetodontiformes; Chaetodontidae. The record is from RefSeq and is a predicted model, not a curated record. Gene Ontology annotation, biological process: regulation of telomere maintenance. Gene Ontology annotation, cellular component: nucleus. The coding region runs from base 73 to 6051 and encodes 1992 amino acids.